CCAUUCAUCCGGCCGAUACUCCGACUGAAAAAUAUGUCGAGAUUAAUCAGCUAUGCAAUGCAUCUAGAUUCGGAUUUCAAAGAGGAUUAUGGGCGUGUGUGUCUAAAUUAGAUGGUGCGAUUACAAAUCUUGGUAAUUUCGGAUUGGAUUAGCCUCUAAAUCACACAGUCAUCGGCGCUGAAUCCCCCCACAUCCCUGCGCGUAAACAGCCAAACAGGCGGUGGGGAUGCGGGGAUGAUUUUUGAUGACGCUGCGAUGGCUACCUGCGGAGAUACCGAAAUUCAAACAAUAAUGAGGAUCCGCUUUCAUUUCAAGUCGGAUUAGUCGUUCAAAUCGCUUCUUUUUUGGAUAUAAUUUGGCCAUGAUUUUCCUGCGGAGGCUCGCGCAGCUGAUGGUGCUGCUGAUCCAGAGCGGAUGGUGGGGGGUCGCGCCGAGCCCCACCGAUGAGGGAGCACUCCGGGCCGGCCACGGGGAGCACGGAGAGCCGGGACACCAGGAGCCCCAUAAGGACUCCUACAGCACCUUCGCCUCCGAGUUCCUGGAGUCCAGAUAUCUGUCCGAUGACGGUUAUCCGUUCCCCACCGCCCCACCAGUGGAUCCCUUCGCCAAGAUCAAAGUCAGCGACUGCGGAGUAACCAAAGGCUGCAUAAGAUAUGGGAAGCCAGGAUGUGAUGCAGAAACGUGUGACUACUUUCUGAGUUAUCGGCGCAUCGGGACCGAUGUGGAGUAUGAAAUGAGUGCAGACACAGACGGCUGGGUGGCUGUAGGUUUCUCCUCUGACAAGAAAAUGGGAGGAGAUGAUGUCAUGGGCUGUGUCCAUGACGAUAACGGACGGGUACGAAUUCAUCACUUCUACAAUGUCGGCCAGUGGGCCAAGGAAAUAAAAAGAAACCCUGCUAGAGAUGAAGAGGGCAUUUUCGAGAGCAACCGGGUGACUUGCCGUUUCAAGCGGCCGUUAUAUGUCCCCAGAGAGGAAACACUGGUGGACUUACACCUGUCCUGGUAUUACCUGUUUGCAUGGGGACCUGCUAUACAAGGUUCCAUCACGAGGCAUGACAUCGACAGUCCGCCUGUCAGCGACCACAUGAUCAGCAUCUAUAAGUAUGAGGACAUCUUCAUGCCUUCUACAGCCUAUCAGACCUUCAACUCUCCCCUCUGCUUGCUGCUCAUAGUAGCUCCCACCUUCUAUUUACUGAUGGGAACGCCAUGAUGAAGCACAGCAGAGCACAUAGUGGGGUAAAAAAAAAAAGCAGGAAGAGAAGUAGCAAUAAAUAAGUUGUCUGAUGCCACAUUCAUGUGUGCACUUUGCACAAAGAGACAUUGUAUUACAUAUAUUAACCCUUUGAAA
Messenger RNA from Plectropomus leopardus (leopard coralgrouper), 1348 nucleotides. It is a transcript of the gene frrs1l, whose product is annotated as ferric-chelate reductase 1-like. NCBI's taxonomy places the organism in Eukaryota, Metazoa, Chordata, Actinopteri, Perciformes, Serranidae. The record is from RefSeq and is a predicted model, not a curated record. Gene Ontology annotation, biological process: regulation of postsynaptic membrane neurotransmitter receptor levels; regulation of glutamate receptor signaling pathway.